AUGACCUGUCUUAUUCCUGGACCAAAGAAACCACCUACAGAAAAAAUUAAUUUAUAUUUGGAUCCAUUAGUUGAUGAGCUUAAACAAUUAUGGGCCGGUCAAUUAUUUGCAACUAUAAAAUAUCUAGCUAGAAGAAUGUACUAUAGAGCUUUAAUUUUAGUUUCAUGUGAUACACCAGCAAAAAAUAAAAUUUCUUGUAAAAUGAUGAAAAUUUGGACAAUAAAAACUGAAUUAAUUUCAAAAAAUCAGCUUAUUAAUAUUCAAAAUAUUGUUAAUAAUAGCCCACCACCUGCUAAUGAUAUAUUAAAUUAUGGUGCUUGGUAUAGUUAUUGGUGCUAUGCUUAUGAAAGAUUAAAUAGACAAAUUGCAAGUUUUUAUACUUCUGGAAGAACUGUUGAAUUAGAUAUGUUUAAUUAUAUAAAUCAACAAAUUGAAAUUUAUGAACUUUUAUAUCAAAUAAAACCAAUAUUAACAUCAAUUGCACAAGCUUUAAACUAUUUACAAAAAGAACAAUUAUCAAAAGAAACAUUAGCAAUAUAUAAUUAUACAAUUCCAAAAAUAAUAGAAUUUCAAUAUUCUAUUACUAAUAUUAAUUUUUUUGUUACUAGAUCUGAAGAUUAUCCUGGAAAAUUAAUUAAACCCUUUUCUGAAGCAUAUUUAUCUAAUAAAAAUUUAAAAUUAUUAGUUAAUUAUUAUACUGAAAUAUAUUCAAAUGAUAAUCUUAAAUUUUAUGCUGAAGGACAAGUAUCUAAUAAUUCAGAUUCAUAUUUAGUUUCAAAAAGAAUUAUAAGAGCUAGUGCUUUAGAAUUAGGUGGUGAAUAUUUUGGAUCUGAACUUAUACGUUCUGAUUUAG
Molecule: messenger RNA, 853 nt
Organism: Dentiscutata erythropus
Lineage: Eukaryota; Fungi; Glomeromycota; Glomeromycetes; Diversisporales; Gigasporaceae
Source: the annotation of a GenBank genome assembly